CCCAGCCUUUUACCGUUCAAGGCCCAACCUAUCCACACUGGAUGGAUGGCACAGACCAAAAUGGAUGUGUUCUGACAUCUUCCAAGGCUACCGACAAACUGGAAGCUUAGAUCUCUCACUGUGGUGGGGGAGGGGAUGGUGUAAACCACACGCGUCCUCCCACCCCACCAUCUGCAGGAGAUCCGAGUUCUCCACACUCACAUCUCAGACACCUCGGUCAUCGUCACGAUGGACAACAGCCUAGACCUGAACAUGGACAGCAUUGUGGCCGAGAUCAAGGUGAACUAUGACGACAUUGCCGGCCGCAGUCGGGCCGAGGCUGAGAGCUGGUACCGCAGCAACUGUGAGGAGAUGAAGGCCACGGUGCUCCGGCAUGGGGAGACCCUGCGCCGCACCAAGGAGGAGAUCAACGAGCUGAACCGCGUGAUCCAGAGGCUGACGGCCGAGGUCGAGAAUGCCAAGUGCCAGAACUCCAAGUUGGAGGCCACUGUGACCCAGGCGGAGCAGCAGGGCGAGGCGGCCCUUAAUGAUGCCCGCUGCAAGCUGGCCGGGCUGGAGGAGGCCCUGCAGAAGGCCAAGCGGGACAUGGCCUGCCUGCUCAAGGAGUACCAGGAGGUGAUGAACUCCAAACUGGGCCUGGACAUCGAGAUCGCCACCUACAGGCGCCUGCUGGAGGGCGAGGAGCACAGGCUGUGCGAGGGCGUCGGGGCUGGGAAUGUCUGCGUCAGCAGCUGCCACGGUGGCGUCGUCUGUGGCGAUCUCUGCGCCUCCGGCACUGCCCCUGCUGUCACCACCAGCGUCUGCAGCGCGCCCUGCAGCGACAACGUGGUGGUGGGCACCGCCGACGCCUACGGCCCCUGCUCUGGGCUGGGCUGCAGCAUCGUGGGCUCUAAGAGGUGCUAG
Molecule: messenger RNA, 903 nt
Organism: Aethalodelphis obliquidens (Pacific white-sided dolphin)
Lineage: Eukaryota; Metazoa; Chordata; Mammalia; Artiodactyla; Delphinidae
Product: keratin, type II cuticular Hb6-like
Exons: 5
Coding region: 229-903 (224 amino acids)
Biological process (GO): keratinization; intermediate filament organization
Cellular component (GO): keratin filament
Molecular function (GO): structural constituent of skin epidermis
Source: RefSeq, a predicted model, not a curated record